Polyodon spathula (Mississippi paddlefish) is the source of this 1385-nucleotide messenger RNA. Its product is annotated as mesothelin-like protein. Gene Ontology annotation, cellular component: cell surface. The record is from RefSeq and is a predicted model, not a curated record. Gene Ontology annotation, biological process: cell-matrix adhesion. NCBI's taxonomy places the organism in Eukaryota, Metazoa, Chordata, Actinopteri, Acipenseriformes, Polyodontidae. Bases 140 to 817 code for a protein of 225 amino acids. The transcript has 6 exons.
CUGAUCUUGAUUUAUACAGGCGUACAACAACAACAUUCCUGCGGAUCAACUUCAAUUGCUUGGUGCCAUUUCACGCGUGGCCACUUUAAAUAACAUCAGUUCGUGGACCAUCACUACAAUUGAUACUUUGUCAGCUUUGAUGAAACCUGAGGACGGAAAAUGGACUGCUGAUAAGAGCACAGCCAUCAUUACAAAAUAUUUAAAUGCUAACAAAACCUUGGAUGCUGUAGCACUGAAAGCUAUUGGCGGUGAGAACCUGUGCUCUCUUAGUCUGAGCCAACUGAAUAACAUUACAGCACCAAACCUGAGAGAUGCAGGGGCUUUGGAUAUUUCUGCAUGCACUCCUGACAAAAAGAAAGUACUGUACAAUAUAGCUUCUGCAGCUUUGAUCAACCAGAGCAGUGAUGUGCUGACUUACUACAACCUCAUCAAGCCCUAUCUAGGUGGUGCCCCUCUCACUGAAAUACAGAGAAUUAGUAAGCAGAACAUUAGCGUGGACUGGACAACUUUCAUGAGCCUUGACAAAGAUGUUCUCUUGCAACUCACCCCUAAUGAUGUUAAAUCCAUUCUUGGCACCAACUUGGGACAACUUCAAAAUGCACUACAGGAUCCUAAAAUACAGGCAUGGUUGGUGCUUCAGCAACAGUCAGCACUGAACACUCUUGGGAUAACUGGGUUAAUUGGAAAACCAGACCCUCUUCCAGGUGGCAUAAUAACAGCCUCAACAGUGGCAGCAGGAACGAACCUGGUCGUACCUCGUCUGCUGCAGACGCUCUUCACUUGUGUGCUGGUAGCUGCGUUGCAAAAAAUGCUGUAACUUGACAUUGUUUUUUUUUUUUUUUUUUUUUUUUUAAUGUAAUAACAUAUAUUCUGCCAACUGUCUUUUGUUUACUAUUCUGGGGGGAAAAAAUGAAUAAACACUGCCAAUGUGAAAACAACGAGGGAGGCUGUUUAAUGCAGUGUGGUGGAUGUAUAGUUAAACGGUUAAGCUUUCGUUUCUCUUGUCAUCUAUUUGGAAGACACAACAGUUCUUGAUGACCCGGUGUCAUACAAGGCGAUUCGUGGUGGUGCUGUUGACUUUCGUGCCCCUGUCAGUAACAAGAAGAUUGUCAUGAAGGGAUGUGUAUAAUAUAAUAGAUCAGAUAAAACGUAUUAGAUUAUAUAUAUAUAUAUAUAUAUAUAUAUAUAUAUUUUAUUAUUAUUAUUUGUAUUAUAUACACGGACCCUGAUUUUCAAGCAAUGUUAAAAAAUGAUUACCGAUUAAUUAACACGGCUUUAAACUGACUACUUUGGCGUGCGAUGAUGAAGGUGUUCUUCCUGACAUGUAUGUCGCAUGCAGUUGUUUCUUGUAUUGUAAUAACCUAAUAAAAAAAUUAAUAAAAUCA